Drosophila mojavensis is the source of this 732-nucleotide messenger RNA. RefSeq lists its product as uncharacterized. The record is from RefSeq and is a predicted model, not a curated record. Lineage: Eukaryota; Metazoa; Arthropoda; Insecta; Diptera; Drosophilidae. The coding region runs from base 1 to 732 and encodes 243 amino acids. The transcript has 4 exons.
AUGUCCUGGCGAGUGUUCUGCCGCAUGUCCUGGCUGUGGUGUUGGCUGUUGGCCGGAUUGACGCUUUGCCACGCCGGCAGCGGCUCAAACAUUCUGAUGAUUACCAUGGGCGGCACGAAAUCGCACAAAAUACCCUUCUGGGCAUUGGGACGAGCCCUUGUCAAGCGUGGCCAUCGGAUUACGUUUGUGAAUGGCUUUCAAGCGGAUUUCCAUGUGGAUGGACUGGAGGAGGUGACGCCGCAGCGACUCGUUCAAUACAUAGCCAACUAUACGGACUGGGAUUUGGUGGGCGCACGCUAUUCGGGCCACGCCCCACUCUCAAUGGCCGAUGCGAUGCGUUAUCCAAUUGAGGCGUGCAACAGUUUGCUCAACGAUCCUGCCACACAGCGUCUGCUGGGGAAUGGAACGUGGCCUGGGCACGCCCAAUACCAGUUGGCGAUUGUGGACGGGGCAUAUCCGGAGUGCGCGCUGGGCAUUGUGCAUCGUUUAAAUGUAACGGCAUUCAUCUACAUCAAUACGGUGGCCUUCUACACCGGAAGCGUCUCGUUGGCCGGCAAUCCGGUUGCGUAUGCUGUCACGCCUCACGUCUUUGGCACUUGGACACUGCCCAUGGACUUCUUGCAGCGUGUGGCAAAUUGUUUAACUCAUGUUAUUGCCGAUUUGCUGCACUGGUUGGCACGUCAAGUGGCAACGAGCGUUGCUCGGAAUCACCUGACCAUGAUUGGCUCCUGA